Molecule: messenger RNA, 1744 nt
Organism: Cajanus cajan (pigeon pea)
Lineage: Eukaryota; Viridiplantae; Streptophyta; Magnoliopsida; Fabales; Fabaceae
Product: GTP-binding protein Era-like protein
Biological process (GO): ribosomal small subunit assembly
Molecular function (GO): ribosomal small subunit binding; rRNA binding; GTP binding
Source: RefSeq, a predicted model, not a curated record
CAUGGAUAAAAGGUAGUGCAGCGGAGCAGAGGCAUUGGCAAUGGAGAAGCUUGCUUCUUCAACUGCAACUCUUCCCACUCAGCAAUUCCUCUUUCGACUUCACCACUCUCUCUUUCUUCCCACCUUCACCACCUUCCACCGAAACCCCACCCAUUCCCUCUCACACUUUUCUUGCCACACCAAACACCGUCGUUUUGAACCAUCCCCCAACAACCAGGACCAGUUGUGGGUCAGCGAACAAGAGUUAGAGUUAGAGUUAGAAUUGGAAGAAGGAGAAGAAGAAGAUUUGUAUUUGGACGAUGAUGACGACGACUCCUCGUUCUUGUCCCUCAGCGACAAGCCCGACAGGAACAUUCCCUUGCUCGACGAAUACGAGGCCGAGGAGCUCGACCUUGAUUCCGCUCCCGACCACAAAAGCGGUUAUGUUGCGUUACUUGGGAAGCCGAAUGUUGGGAAGAGUACGUUAGCGAACCAAAUGCUUGGCCAGAAGUUGUCAAUUGUUACAGAUAAACCUCAAACAACGAGGCAUCGGAUUCUGUGUAUUUGUUCUCGCUCUGAUUAUCAGAUGAUACUUUAUGACACGCCUGGUGUUCUGCAGAAGGAAAUGCACAUGCUAGACUCAAUGAUGAUGAAAAACGUCCGCAGUGCUGCAGUUAAUGCUGACUGUGUAUUGGUUCUUGUCGAUGCACGUAAAGCUCCUGAAAAAAUUGAUGAAGUGUUGGAAGAAGGCAUAGCAGAUCUCAAAGAUAAACCCCCCACAUUACUGAUUCUAAACAAGAAGGACCUUGUUAAACCUGGUGAACUUGCAAAGAAACUUGAGUGGUAUGAGAAAUUUACUGAUGUUGAUGAGGUUAUACCAGUUAGUGCCAAAUAUGGUCAGGGUGUUGAAGAUGUAAAGGACUGGAUACUGUCAAAGCUUCCCAAUGGACCAGCUUACUAUCCAAAGGAUAUAGUCAGUGAGCAUCCAGAAAGAUUCUUUGUAGCUGAAAUUGUUAGAGAAAAGAUUUUUAUGCAGUAUCGAAAUGAAAUUCCAUAUGCGUGUCAGGUAAAUGUUGUAAACUAUAAAGCUCGGCCUAAUGCAAAAGAUUACAUACAAGUAGAGAUUUUGGUUGAGAAAAACUCACAGAAGAUUAUCCUUAUUGGAAGAGAAGGAAAGGCUUUGAAACUGCUUGCAAUGGCUUCCCGCCUUGACGUUGAAGAUUUUCUACAGAAGAAAGUUUAUCUUGAGAUUGAAGUGAAGGUUAAAGAAAAUUGGCGACAAGAUGAAGGGCUUCUUAAGCACUAUGGUUAUGGGGGUCAGAUACGUGUUAUAUAACGUGAAGAUGCCAAAAAAAAAAAAAAACAUUCAGCAGACAUCUAACAUAAUAUGUAAGUUAAGAUCCCUUGCCACGGUUGCCAACAAAACAUAAUCUGUAUAUGAUUUUGGCUGACACUAACCAUCUUCUGUUCCUUGUAGGCAUGUCAAAUGAUCCCUAUUUGGUAAAUGUGAAUUAAAAAUAUGUUGAGUGGAAAAUUUAAGAUUUGGAAGCAAUUUUGACAUUAGCUAUUCUUCCCUUUUCCCUAUUACAUUUACAUUAAUUUUGUUUUAGGUUGAAUUGUAGGAAUGAGAGUAAGCAGUAAUGCUACUUAUUCUGUUAAGGAAAAGCAGUUGUUAGGGUUCGUCUAUUUAUUUUGAGAAUAGGAACUCUAGUUCAUGUAUAAACAGUGUAUGUAAACUGCGUUACUCAAUUGAAAUUGUAUGAUA